This is a messenger RNA of Scomber japonicus (chub mackerel), 2880 nucleotides long. RefSeq names its product NIMA-related kinase 4 (gene nek4). The transcript is spliced from 16 exons. The record is from RefSeq and is a predicted model, not a curated record. Bases 187 to 2880 code for a protein of 897 amino acids. Gene Ontology annotation, molecular function: ATP binding; protein kinase activity. Lineage: Eukaryota; Metazoa; Chordata; Actinopteri; Scombriformes; Scombridae. Gene Ontology annotation, biological process: protein phosphorylation.
AAAAACUAUCGACAGCUUACGUGCUGCGUUUUCAAAAGUCUCUGCUGGCCUAGACCUAGCGCUAAGUUUUCCCAAAAGAUUUCAUAUGUUGUUUACAUCGUCCUUACAGCUACAGUUAUGGCUCGAAACAACGUCGUUGAAGUCUCUGCGGAGGUCGUGUAACGUUAUGAGGAAUCUCGAAGAGUGAUGAAUAAUUAUAUUUUCAUCAGGGUCGUUGGGAAAGGGAGCUAUGGGGAGGUGAACUUGGUGAAACAAAAAACCGACCGAAAACAGUAUGUAAUAAAGAAGCUGAAUUUAACCACCUCCUCUAAGCGGGAACGGCGAGCUGCUGAGCAGGAGGCACAGCUUCUGUCCCAGUUGCGACAUCCUAACAUUGUGACCUACAGGGAGUCUUGGGAAGGAGAUGACUGCCAGCUGUACAUUGUGAUGGGUUUCUGUGAAGGUGGCGACCUCUAUCACAGACUUAAACAACAAAAGGGGGAUCUGUUACCUGAGAAGCAGGUGGUGGAGUGGUUUGUCCAGAUUGCAAUGGCGCUUCAGUACCUGCAUGAGAGGAACAUUCUUCACCGGGACCUUAAAACACAGAAUAUCUUCCUGACAAAAACCAACAUCAUCAAAGUUGGGGACCUUGGCAUCGCGCGAGUAUUGGAGAACCAGAAUGAUAUGGCCAGCACACUUAUAGGGACACCUUAUUACAUGAGUCCAGAGCUCUUCUCUAAUAAACCCUAUAACCACAAGUCAGACGUAUGGGCCCUGGGUUGCUGUGUGUAUGAAAUGUCCACACUUAAGCACGCCUUCAAUGCCAAGGAUAUGAACUCACUGGUCUAUCGCAUUGUAGAAGGAAAGCUGCCACAGAUGCCCAGUAGGUACGACCCCCAGCUGGGAGAUCUGAUUAAGAGCAUGCUGUGUAAGAGACCUGAAGACAGACCAGAUGUCAAACUUAUCCUGCGGCAGCCUUACAUCAAACGGCAAAUUGCGAUGUUCCUUGAGGCUACCAAAGAAAAAACUGCCAAGUCAAGAAAGAAAGCUGUGGGUGGCAGUGGUGAUGCUAGAGCCAACAGUUCAUCAUCUGUGGCAUCACCUCAGCCAAAACCUGAGAAACUGCCUUCAAAUCUACGACCUGAACCUCUCCCCAGGGUGAAACGGAAAGAAGAGACAUCACAACAACAUAAAGUACGAAACUGUGCCACAGACUGCAGUCCAGUCCGAACACCUCUAUCACCCAAACCCUCUUCACCUGAUGCCCUCAAAAGCAGCAUCACAUCCCUGGCAACCAUCAGCAACAUCAAUAUUGAUAUCCAACUGCAGGAGGAUGCAGACCCAAUGAAGAGACAGGUGCAAGGGCCCCAGUCAGUUGGGUCAGACCACCGCAGAGGUAAUGAACAUGUGACUCACAGUGGGCACAAAGACAGCAAGGGAAGAGGGAAACCGGAUCCCUCUCCCCCUCCUUCCCCUGUUCAUCCCCCCCCGAAGUCCCUAUCAGGUGCUGGCAGUAGGGGACAAGAGAAGAGAAGGGCAUCCAAUGGGUUAACAGUCAUUCAUUCACAGGCCACGCCAAAACCUGGGGAUACGUUUUCUGUCUUAGGGGAGAAACAGAUGUCAGAUGUGGAUGAUAAAGAUGACACCAUGGAGUUACUGAAAGGUGCUGACAUGGAAAACCCAGAAGUAGAGGUGGAGAAAGAAAGGAGAUCUGCACACAAACCCGACUUAGAAAACAUUGGAAAGGUUUUGGGAGUGAAUAUGGACAAUAAAAAUGACACUGUGACCCUUCUGAAGGGAACUCCAACACAACAGCAUACCUCAGACAUACAAGAAAAUCUUGACUCUACUGAAAAGCUACUAGAACCGUUCCCUGCAAUACCGGCACCUGUUCAAGAUGAAUCUCCCUCGCAAGUCAGCAAGCUGUCCACUCCAUCCCCUUACUUUUCAUCAGUGCCUUCUGUCUCACAGCAGCACAGGGAGAGGGACACCAGACGGACACAUGGGGAUCAGAAUAAGUCUAAGGCAGGUGCUCCCAGACCUUUACCUCCACUUCCUGUUGAAAGUGUAGCUGUGGAGGGGAGGAAGAGAAGCAAGAGGAGCACAGAGAGCAAGAAAGCUAGUGUUGCUGCAACCUCCACAUCAGCUGCUUACUGUAAGGACGGAUUCUUAAAUGUGCCGCAGGAUCGUCCUCUGUCUGCCAGAGAGAGACGAAGACUGAGGCAGUCCCAAGAGACUGUUAGCCAAUCAGGUGUUAGUGCUGUAAGAAGGUCAUCUUAUGAUGUUACUUCCACCAAGCCUGAGCAUGACAGAGCCCCAGUUAGCAGAUCUGUUUCGGACUCUAUCACUGAGACUAACAAUAAGGAUAAAUUGGAGCGAAGGUCCGAUGAAGAUGAGUGCAGCUCAUCCACAAGUUCCACAGAGCGUUCAGAGGGAGACUGCAGAGAAAGGAAGACUGAAUCUAGCGAAAUGCAGGAUUUAGUCCAUAUGAUGACCCAGACUUUACGAAUGGAUUGUGGAGCUGGUGUGAACGAGGUGGACAAAGGCAGUUUUGGCUCUACUGCGUUGCCAGAAUUUAAACUGAACAGGAAGUACAGGGACACUCUGGUGCUUCAUGGGAAAGCUCGAGAGGAAGCAGAGAACUUGUCACUUGGCGAAAUACCAAUAGGCUCCACAUCUGGUCCUGCCAAGAUAAGGAGAGCCAUAGAACAGCUGAGAACAGAUGUGGUGAAAGGUCUGGGAGUCAAACUUCUCGACAGAGUCUUGGAAAUCAUGGAGGAGGACGACGACAACAAACGAGAACUGUGCCUCCGUGACCAGAUGGGAGAUGAGAAGUAUCAAAGUUAUGCUGUGAUGGUAAGGCAGCUAAAAUUCUUCGAGGAGAUUGCCUUCAAGGUGUAA